Messenger RNA from Dioscorea cayenensis subsp. rotundata (Guinea yam), 1041 nucleotides. RefSeq lists its product as uncharacterized. Lineage: Eukaryota; Viridiplantae; Streptophyta; Magnoliopsida; Dioscoreales; Dioscoreaceae. Gene Ontology annotation, molecular function: zinc ion binding. The transcript is spliced from 3 exons. The record is from RefSeq and is a predicted model, not a curated record. Bases 1 to 1041 code for a protein of 346 amino acids.
AUGGGUAAAGAGGUGGCAAAGGGAAUUCUCCAUGGAAGCGACGUUGCAAGUUAUGAUCUGUUGAUAUGGUAUGCAGGUUUUAAGUGUGGUUGUAGACCCAUGCUAUUCCUCGAUGGCACCCAUUUGCUAGGUAAAUAUGGUGGCAUCCUACUAGGUGCAACUGCAAAGGAUGGUAAUGAAGGUCUAUUUCAUCUGACUUUUGCUAUUGUUGAUAAUGAAACUGAUGAUAACUGGACGUGGUUCAUUUCCACUCUGGGUGAUACAAUAUAUGGUGAAGAUGACUACCACAAAAUCAUUACAUUCAUUUUAGACCGUUCUAAAGGGCUUGUUAAUGCUAUUGCCAAAGUCUUCCCCUCUGCCCCACAUGGGUACUGUCUGCGACAUCUCCAAGAAAAAUUUUUGAAGGCUAAUGGUCACCUACGGAAAGGAUUAAAAGAUGAGUGCUGGAGCUUGAUUGUUAAGAUUGCAUAUGCAUGCACAUCUUCAGAGUAUGAUGCAUCUGUUCAAGAUGAUUACCUAAUGUACAAGCGGCGCGAGAAUUGCAUGAAAUGGGAAACCCAUCUUUGCCAGGAGAUUCACAAGAAGAUUGAAAAAAAUAUUGAAGAAAGCAGAUGCUUAGUCAUAGGCCGAUCUGAUGGUGAUAUUUUUGAAGUCGUGGACAAGCAGGUCAACUAUGUCGAUUUACGUAAUAGAACUUGUUCGUGUCAUCGGUGGGAGGUGUACGGUCUUCCUUGUCAGCAUGCCUGCUGCGCAAUCUUACAAACUGAUGUAAACAUUCAUCAUUUCGUGGAAGGCUACCACACAGUCGCAUUGUACAAAGAAGCAUAUGAGAGUCCAAUAUUCCCUAUACCGAAUCACGACAAACCGAUGGAUGUGGGUCGACAUCUCUAUAUUCGUCCACCUAUUUCAAAGAAGAGACCCGGACGACCAAGAAAAAGGUGGAUUGAAUCACAAGCAUUUGGUGUUCGUGACUUACAUUGUAGUCGAUGCCACGAAGUUAGGCAUAACAGGGCCACAUGUAAUGAAGUAAUUGCAGACUAA